Molecule: messenger RNA, 3429 nt
Organism: Acipenser ruthenus (sterlet)
Lineage: Eukaryota; Metazoa; Chordata; Actinopteri; Acipenseriformes; Acipenseridae
Product: adhesion G-protein coupled receptor G5-like
Exons: 14
Coding region: 225-2207 (660 amino acids)
Biological process (GO): cell surface receptor signaling pathway; adenylate cyclase-activating G protein-coupled receptor signaling pathway
Cellular component (GO): membrane
Molecular function (GO): G protein-coupled receptor activity
Source: RefSeq, a predicted model, not a curated record
UGGCACUAAGGUUAAAGGGGAGGUUCUCAUCAGCCAGCAGCUUGCUCACUCUCUUAACAAUUUGGGACAAACACAGCUCUACUGUUAAUGAAAAGAGGCUCCUGGCCCCUUCCUGCCAACACUGAAUACCAUUCAAUUCUGAACACAUCGCCGAAGAAGGGGGAAAGCCAAGCAGCUCUGUUAAAGAUUAUUGCGUGGAUGCAGGAGAACCCACAGGACAGAUCAUGUGCUCAGUCACAUUGGGACGGAUUUGUACAUUUCUGCUUUUUGCUUGCUUUCUGAAUGACGGGAGAUGCGAAAGAGCCUUCCGAUUCUGCGGUGUUAGAAAGCACAGCAAUGAGACUCAGAAGCUCCAGCUGAACGUGACGCGAGGCUGCAGUGAUCUGAGCAUCUCAAGCAACGCGGAUACCCUGUUCAUCGGAGGAGAGCUCACUAUCAGCUGUGUGAACACAUCCAGCAUCAGCCUGCCCCAGGGCUCAGGACUGGAGACUUCUUUCUGUGUGUACUGGGACGGGUUCCUGGACUUACUGCGGCUCGAAUACAACACAACUAGAAAUUUUACUCUCUGUGGUCCUUCGACUCCGCAGACCACUUGUUGCACCGACUUAUCCUUAAACAAUAAUAGUGGCAGUAAAGAUGUAGGCAUUUUCAAAGGAAGUGUACGUGGAGAUAUUAUUGAAGAGAAUGCCCAGGAGUUCUAUAUCUUCAGAGGGGAAAGCAAUCGAUGUGACGUAGCGGUGUGUAAAGACCUGUUAAACACCAGUAAUGGACAAACAGCUAUGAAAUCGGGGCGAGGUGAUGAGUUGGAGAGGUUACUGAUGCAGUCAAAGUUCACGAGAGACAUGCAGGACUUCGAACUGCCCUGUGGAAUCCAAGCCGCAGUCUUUAAAUUGGGACCUGAUUUUAAGGGCAACACCGUGGUACGACGGGAAGGCAGGUUCCCUGGCAUCAACAAGCCCCCCUCCGUGUACAUCCCUCCCACUCUGCUGGGAAACAAAACCAGGGCACGGAAAACACCAAAAAUUAUCUGUUUGUUUCAUAACAACAACAGCCUUUUCCAGGACAAAAACAGCGUGAUUUUAAACGGGGAUGUCGUUGGAGUGACGGUUGAAAACGAAGUCAUCGCUGACCUUGUUGAGCCAGUGAUUUUUACCUUUUUUCACAAGAAGCAGCCAGAGAAUAUGACGAGAACAUGUGUUUUCUGGGAUGGGCUGCCACAUGAAGGCAAAAUGUUUUGGAAUGAAUCGGGUUGUAAAACUUUGAAGAGUGACACUCAAACUGCAUGUCAUUGCGAUCACUUGACCUAUUUUGCAGUGCUGUUGCAAAUUUCCAAUAAGCCUGUGCACAAUCUGGAAGCACAGACAAACAUCACCUACAUCGGAUGUGGGAUCUCUGCCUUGUGCUGCGUUCUCACUAUCGGGCUGUUUUUGUGUCAGAGGAAAUGUACUUCUGACAAAUCCAGCUUGAUCCACAUGAACCUAGCCGUGGCUCUGCUCCUGCUGAACGUCAGCUUUCUUUUAAAUAUGACUCUGGCUUCUCUGUGUAAUGAAGGAGUGUGCCUCUUGCUGGCCCUCAUGCUGCAUUACUCCCUGCUCUGCUCCUUCACCUGGAUGGGAAUCGAAGCCUACAAUGUCUACAGGCUGCUGUGUCAGGUGUUUCGCACAUACACGAGUCUAUACAUGCUCAAGCUCUGCCUUGUGGGCUUUGUGCUCCCUGCUGCUUUUGUGUGUGGAUUUGCUUCAAGAGGUGCUUAUGGUUUGUAUCGCAUCACAUCCUCAACAGGCACUGAAACAACAAUGUGCUGGAUACUGCAUCCGCUGGUCCAUUACAUCGCAAACGUUGGGUACUUUGUUGUGAUUUUCCUCUUCGGUAUCUCCAUGUUGGUGGUUACAGUCGUCAGGAUCAGACAUACAGAGAAACACAAAUGCACUCCAGAGAGGAGUUCCUGGAAGCUGGUCUCCUCGGUGCUGAUGCUCACCUGUCUGUUUGGAACCACCUGGGGGCUGAAUUUCUUCUCCUUCACCUUUACUGGACAGCUGUUAUCCACCAUCCUAAACUCCCUGCAAGGUUUCUGCCUUUGUGUGCGUUACUUUCUCAUGAGACCCAAACAAGGCACCAGUGGAUCCAGGUUAAGCAAGUUUUGGUUGGGUUCAUUGAGAAACACUUCAUCCAGUAAUGCUGCAGAAUCUAAAUCACUGAACUCUUAGUAGUACAAGCACAUGUGCAUCUUCAGCAGAGAUCAUGCUGCGCCGUGCUUCUGACUCAAGAGACCUCUUUUGUGUUAAAUGCAUCUGUUGCCACUAUGCCUACAAUGGUAAAUGUGAUUGCAUUUGAAUAGAAAUUCUUAAACCCUUAAAACACACAAGCAGAAAAUGACAUUAUCAAGCCCCAGAAUUCCAACUGAAGAGAUUCCAUGAAAUUAUUUAGAACAAAAAAAACACACAUACUGUACUAUGGCCAGCAGGUGGCGCAGAAUGUAAAUACGGUAAUAAUGCUAUCAGGGCUGUUUCUGUUUAAAGCAGCAUUUUAAAUCUCUAGUCGUGCGGUAUGCUGAAGCCUUUUACUUCUCUUUUCUAUCAGCGAUUUUCUGUUCUUAAACUAUCUAACAUUCUACGUGCAAUAAAUGUUUUUGUUUAACGAGGGGGGGGGGGAGGGGGGUACAUUUUUUUAUUAGUUUUUUAACUUAAGUUUUACCUAUUAUUUGUAUAAAUUACAUUUGUUUUUGUUUGAAUAAAAAUGGUUGUUGUCUUAAUAAUAUAUAUAUAUAUAUUUUUAAAUAAAGUAUGGUACAUGUUGUUGUCCAUGUAGUUUUCCAGAGAGAUGUUCUUUUCAAUGGGAACCGUGAAAAACACCCCUAACUGUAUAGCAAUUCAAAACAGCAAAGCCCAUCCAGUAUUGUCUGCACAAUGGGCCCGUUUCACAAGGAAUAUUUUGUUGAAGACUGUUUUUUAAAGUCCAUGUAGAGUAUUUAAACCAGGUUCAGUGCAGUUCAGGAAUCCGGUUUCAGAAAGGGUUUAUUAGUUGAUUCUCAUCUUUCAAAGCACGGUUUAACCCUAAGAAAUAGCUUCUUAACACCCUUUAAAGAAAGCUUCUUAACACCCUUUAAAGAAAACAGACCUCACAGUCUAGUGAAUAGGUGCUCAUGUGGCACCUUUUGUGAAUAAAUAUUUUUUUGGUAGGAUCAAAUACUGACUAUUACUUUUUGCAAUUAUAUUACAGGGCAGCAGGGUGGAGUAGUAGGGCAGCAGUGUGGAGUAGUGGUUAGGGCUUUGGACUCUUGACUGGAGGGUCGUGGGUUCAAUCCCUGAUAGGGGACACUGCUGCUGUACCCUUGAGCAAGGUACUUUACCUAGAUUGCGCCAGUAAAAACCCAACUGUAUAAAUGGGUAAUUGUAUGUAAAAAUAAUGUGAUAUCUUGUAACAAUUGUA